CCGGGCUCGGUGGGCAGCCGCGGCCGGAGCGGGCUGGGAGGCUCCGCCGCGGGGCUCCAUGGAGAAGGCGGCAGCGGCGAGCGAGGGCGGCGGCGGCGGCAGCAACAGCAGCAGCCGCAGCAGCAGCCGCCCCACGUCUGCCGGCUCGUCUCCCUCGUCCUCCUCCGCCAGCCGCGGGCUGCCGGGCCGGGCGGCGGCCGCGGGGAGGCUGGAUGGAGGCGGCAGCCCCGGCUCGGCGGCGGCCAGCCCGGGGGGCGCGCAGGCGCCCGGAGGCGGCAGGCGGCGGGAGCCGGUGCUGGAAGGGACGCUCAGCAAAUACACCAACCUCCUGCAGGGCUGGCAGAGCAGGUACUUUGUGCUGGACUUUGAGACGGGGAUUCUGCAGUAUUUCGUGAAUGAACAAAGUAAAAACCAGAAGCCACGAGGAACCUUGUCUUUAGCUGGAGCUAUAAUAACACCCAGUGAUGAAGUGCCACACAUGUUGGUGGUCUACUCUGCUAAUGGAGAGAUGUAUAAAUUGAGAGCUGCUGAUGCAAAGGAGAAACAAUACUGGAUAACUCAGCUUCAAUCCUGUGCCAAACAUCACAAGGAAAGUAAUUCUAAGAGCAUUUCAUCCUCACGAAGUAGAAGCUCAUCUCUGCUACCACCUGGAACAGUUAAUUCUGCAUCUCCAAGUGGCCAGAAACAUAUGAAUCAAAGUGGGCCAACUGUUGUAACCAUCACACAUCACAAAUCACCUGCAGCUGCUCGAAGAGCAAAGAGUCAGCGUUCUGGCCAACUCCAUGAAGUAAGAGAGAUCAUGAGCCAAGUUGAGGGACAACAGAAGAAUCUUGUACAAGCCAUUGAAGCUCUCCCAAGUUCUGGACCCCUUUCUGCCUUGGAUCAGGACUUGCUGCUUUUAAAAGCUACCUCUGCUGCCACCCUGAGCUGCCUUGGAGAAUGCCUGACUCUGUUACAGCAAAGCAUGCAUCAAGUGGGCCAGCAUCAUAGCAGGACACUGUCAUCGGAAGGUAUCCUGGGAUGGGCUGGGCCCAAGUCACACUCCACAGAGCAACUGAAAAAUGGUGCCCUCAGCUCCUUAUCCUCUGCUAGUGCCAACAUUACAUGGGCAAUAGUACCAUCGGCAGCCCAGGAUGGACAGGCACUACAACCAAAUACAGAGCAUUCAGCUUCUGAGUUGAUCCUAGUUGAAGAUGAAAUGACAGAUACUGAAGAUAAUGAAGAAGAGGAUUUAGGAGUCAUGGAUGAUCAACGUAGUGUAAUUCUCCAUCUCAUCUCUCAGCUCAAACUUGGCAUGGACCUUACCAGGGUAGUGCUUCCAACAUUUAUUUUGGAGAAAAGAUCCCUGCUGGAGAUGUAUGCAAAUUUCAUGGCCCAUCCAGACCUGUUUUUGUCAAUUGCAGCUGGAGCCACUCCCGAGGAAAGAAUUAUCUGCUUUGUGGAGUAUUAUCUAACAGCUUUUCACGAAGGCCGAAAGGGAGCGGUUGCCAAGAAGCCCUAUAACCCUAUAAUUGGCGAAACGUUUCAUUGCUCGUGGGAUGUGCCUAAAGAUAAAGUGAAAGGAUUCAGAACUAAUGGUGCCUCCGUGGUUUCUAAGGACCCAACCAAGGAGUUUGGCCAGGACCCAUCCAUGUGCUACAAGCUGAGGUUUGUAGCUGAACAAGUAUCCCAUCAUCCACCGGUGUCUUGCUUUUACUGUGAGUGCAAAGAGAAGAAAAUGUGUGUGAACGCUCACAUAUGGACCAAAAGCAAGUUUAUGGGCAUGUCAAUAGGUGUUUCUAUGGUAGGUGAAGGUGUUCUUCACCUGCUAGAACAUGAAGAAGAGUAUGUUUUCACCCUGCCUAGUGCCUAUGCUCGCUCAAUACUUACCAUCCCAUGGGUGGAACUUGGAGGGAAAGUCAAUAUCAGCUGUGCCAAAACAGGCUAUUCUGCUACGGUCACGUUCCACACCAAGCCAUUCUAUGGAGGGAAGGUCCACAGGGUUACAGCUGAAGUGAAACACAAUCCCACCAACACCAUUGUCUGCAAGGCCCAGGGAGAGUGGAAUGGUACGCUGGAAUUCACUUACAGCAAUGGAGAAACCAAAGUGAUUGACACCAACAAACUGCCUGUUAUCAGGAAGAAGAUUAGGCCGAUAGAAAAGCAAGGCCCACUGGAAUCAAGGCGCCUUUGGCAGCACGUCACCAGCUCCCUGAAGGAAGGGAAUAUUGAUGCAGCGACAGAACACAAGCACCACCUAGAAGAGAGACAGCGAGCAGAGGAGAGGCAACGUGUGGCUCUUACAACGCCAUGGAAACCAAAAUAUUUUGCCAAAGAGGGCGAUGGUUGGCUAUACUUGAAUCCUCUCUGGAAGACCCAUUGACGGGAUAGAGCCGUUGCCUCACGACUUUACCUUAAAGGCAUUAAAAUGAUACAGUAUAUAACUUCAAGAUGUCAUUGAGUAGGUUUUGUUACCAGAAGAUACAAACAGGAAGCUAUAUACUGUGAAUGAUGCAUCUCAAAAUAACCACAAGCUCAAGUUAUUCAGGAGUCAUUUUGUGUGUAUGGAUACACAAACACGCACGCACAUGUCCAUAUAUACACAAAUAUAUACACGCAGUGUGUAUGUGCUUGUGUGUGUAUUAUUUACACUACAUGUAAACAAUUAUAAACACUAACAGUGAUUUAAAGACCUUUUCCUCUAAGUGUUAGGGCACAGAACUCCAGCUGGACUCAGCUGGGGUUCCCCGAGUUGCGUGCUUGCAGCAUCAGGCCCUAUGCUAGUAUUUAAGAAAAUACUUUUUUAUUAGUACUGGUUAAGGUUUUUCUAUUUUUCACUUUUGCCAAAAAUGUUUUGCACUUAAAAUGUGACGUGUCACUUAAUGGCAGUCAUUCUGUCUCAACAGUCAUAGAGGAACUCACUUUGACAUAAGAAUGAUUCGCAGACACUCUUGGGGGUGCUGGUGUGAGAGCAUGUUUCCUGUCACUUCUGAGGGUGAAUUUUCUGCUGUCUUACAAGAAGUAGCAAUACCUCCUCAGCAACAUUGUUUGCACGAACCCCCCCCUCCCCGUGUCCUCCCUUUUUGGUUGCUUCAUACUUCCAGCUGUUUAAUAGGUCUCUGAUCACCAGUGAGGCAGCUGCUCUGGUAAUUUUGAUCUUCUGUGUAUGUUCUCUGGCACUGUCAUGCUGUUGCUUUUGAGUUACAUGUUCUGCUAAAUAGCUGCUGCAGACACAGCUGUGGUGUUCCAGCUCACUCUUGCCUCAGCUUUCCACCCCUGCCUAGCAGAGGCAGGAAAGCCUGUUGGGCUGUGCCUGAGGCACCCCUGCUCACAGCUUUGCCUGUGAAGUUAAACCGCUGUGGAUGCGUUCUGGUUAAAAUGCCAGGCUGGGCAUCGAGGCAGGUGAGGCUGGGUAGAAGACCUGUGUCACCUGAGAGCCUUCCCCACCAGCCAGGAGGCAGGCUCUCUCUACGCUGCUCUGGGAAAUCAGACUGAGCUCUUUUGGUCAGAGCCCUUAAUUCCAUUUUAAGGCAUCAAGCAGAUCUGUUUUUUGAUUUCUUUUGCUUUUAACCCAGUUGCUUGGCUCUGGAUGAAACAUUUGGAUGAAUAGAGGUGAUAUAACCAGCCUUCUCAGAUGAAUAGUUUUCUGAUGUAAAAGGAACAAUUCAGUAAAUUAUUACUCUGAGACAAUAACUUUAUUAAUGGAACAACUGAAAUGGGAUAGAAUUUGUUUUGUGAAGUAAAAAAACAACCCAGUAAGUACACAAUCCUGUAGUUUGCACUUGCUUUGUAAGGUAACCACUGUGACAGUAAGAAAGUGGAUUCCAAAAGCAUGUUAAGGCUUUGUGGCUUUUUAGUUCCUAUUUGUUGAAAGUGAAGAUGUGUUUGAGAGAAGUAGGAAGAAAAGGCAAAUGUAAAAUGUGCUGACUUCUGCUACAGCGCCUCGUAAAGAAACCACUGUAUUUCUAACACACUAGCACGGAUGCCUACCUUGCUGUAGUACUGAUUAAUUUUGUGCCUUUUGUUUGCUUUCUUAAUACAGUAACUUACGCUUUAUAGAUAUUACACAAAUAUAUUUAGGUCAGAGUGCUGCUUAUAUCUGUUCUUGUGCAUCCUGCAUUUUAAUCAUUAUUAUUUUGGUAGAUGUUAAAUUCUCUGGAGUAACUCAGAAGGCUUGAUCGGAGGUGUGUGCGCAAGGAAACAUGCCAUUAGUUGUGCAUCUGGACAUAAGAGAUCUUUACAUUUGAACUUCAGAUCGUAUUUAAUGAACCUUUUUCCUCCUAAAUACUGUUUUGUCUGCUUUUUUUUUUUGCACAUUAGAAAGAUUCAUGUUACAAAUUAUUUAAACCCUAUUAAAAAAAAAAUCGACUGUAUGAGCUUGGUUUUGUAAUUGACACUUUUUUUUGUUAAAAGGAAAAAAAGUCUUAUUUUUAGGGAUAGUUGAUGUUUUUCUGUAACAAAAUCAAAAUGAUGCUGUCAUAGUAAUCACUGAACCACUACCAAGUAUAAUCAGGAAAACGUGUACUUUUGUCACCUGCAAGAAUUAACUUUAUACUGGCUCCACUCUUAUUCUAGAGGUUAGUCAGAUCCAUAAUUAGAAGCAUUCAUACCAUUUCUAAUAUCAUCACAAAGAGCGAUCAGAAAUGUAGUCUUAAACACAUGGAACAUCCUCCCAGAACUUUGAUGUUCACACACCAAAGAACAAGCCACAUACUCAGUAAAAAUAGCCAUUGAAAACCUCUCUGCCAGGCACGCAGACCUGGGCUCCUGAAAGAGUCGACCUCUUUCAGCUUUGAUGGUAGGACUGUCAAGGCUACACUGACGCGGUAGACGUUCGUUUAAGGAGAAAUUGGAAUUAUUUUAUGCUUGUAAUUUAUUGAAGAUUUUGUCUGCAUGGUUGGUUGUUUCUGCAUGCAGAGAACAUUUCACUUGUGCUCUGAUGUUUUGUUCUGAUGCUGUGAAGAAUCCUGAUGCCAUGAUCACCAUUUCUUUUCCAAAGUAACUUGGGAGAUGCAAAGAUAAAAAUAGUCCUUUUUGAAAAGAUCCCAUCAGCGAGAGAGUCCAGAACAAGACUCACAAGUGUCAUUUUAUUUUUCCUAUAGUAUAUUUUACAGGACUGAAAAGUAAAUAUUUAUAAGCCUUAUUCUGUAGGUUGUUCCAAUAGCUGUCUUGGACUUGCAAGCAGAUAUUUUAAUUUUCAAGUAGCCAAUGUACACUCUGAAUUGUAAUGUAAAAACCCCCAUGUACUUCGUUUUUUUAUGCACACCUGUAGAAAGCCUAUGCAACAUUUUUCUUUCUCAAAUUAGAAACGUGCAGAAAAAAAAUUUAUACCUUUAUCAUCUAAAAGAUGCUCUGGCAGUCUCUUCUGAUUUGCCUUCCUUUCAUAAUUUGUGAAUUUAAAAUGACAAUGUUCAUUAAUAAAAAAUUUGUUUCAUUUA
Molecule: messenger RNA, 5417 nt
Organism: Apus apus (common swift)
Lineage: Eukaryota; Metazoa; Chordata; Aves; Apodiformes; Apodidae
Gene: OSBPL10
Product: oxysterol binding protein like 10
Exons: 12
Coding region: 59-2362 (767 amino acids)
Cellular component (GO): membrane; intracellular membrane-bounded organelle; cytosol
Molecular function (GO): cholesterol binding
Source: RefSeq, a predicted model, not a curated record